CCCGUAACUUUCUCUCGUUUAUGACAUUUAUCUUCUUUAUAGUGAGCGCUGCUAGUCCUAUACAAAGUGGGUCCAAGGUAAAAUCACACGGGUAAAAAGAGAAAGCUGUGUUAUACAACAGAUAGAAAGCAGAGGAUCCUUUAUAACGACAAAAUUUCCCACUAAAGUGCAGUCAGUGUGUUCGAGUCGGUUAAAACGCGCAUAGCAACAAUGUCGGAAGAGAACUGGAAAUUCGAAUACCAUCAAAUACCCAAAACCCUCACCGAAUCCUUCAAGGAAUUAUUCACUGGUUACGAUGAAGGUCUUGUGCGGAUGGAACCGGGCGGAUUUGUCACAUCUCCCACCUAUGCCAAACACGCCGAGAAGAUUUACCGAAUGAAGCCGAGGAGCGAAGACGUUUGGCUUCUCACUUUUCCCAAAUGUGGAACUACAUGGACUUGCGAGUUGUUGUGGUUGCUACAAAAUAAUUGCGAUUACGAAACAGCCAGCAAAACGGGACUUACCUUACGAACUCCAUUCUUAGAGAUGCCUUAUUUGAGCACCAAGAUGCAAACGAUGAGAGAGAUGUUUAUGAAUGUGGACAAGGUGGAACAACUUCCGUCGCCCAGAGUUAUUCGACCGCAUAUGCCGAUGUACCUGCUUCCUCCUACUCUGCUCGACACCGCCAAGGUUGUUUACGUGGCCCGCAAUCCAAAGGAUGUUAUUGUGUCUUAUUAUUUUCACCACAAGUUGAUUAAGUUGCAUGGAUUCACGGGAACUAUGGAUGAAUUCGCCGAAUUCUUCAUGGAUGACGAAGUAUUCAAUGCGCCGUACUUUGCCCACAUUUUGGAAGCCUGGUCGAAACGUGAUCAUCCCAACAUGCAUUUCAUGUUCUACGAGGAUAUGAAGAGGAAUUUACGUGGAGAAAUCGAGAAGGUGGCCGCUUUCCUUGGAAAAACCCUUGGCGAAGAAGAGCUAGUCAAAUUGACGGAGCAUUUGAAAUUCGAUAAUUUUAAGACAAACGAAUCUGUCAAUAAUGAAUCGGGGAAAAAGACUGGCGCUUUCAACCAGGAGGGAAACUUUAUCCGUAAAGGUAAAACGGGAGACUGGAAAAAUCACUUUAGCCCAGAGUUGAACAGCCGGAUCGAUGCUUGGAUAGAGAAAAAUUUAGCCGGAACUGAUCUGAAGUUUGUCACUGAAUUAGAAUAUCAAGAUUAAUUUUUU
Molecule: messenger RNA, 1203 nt
Organism: Daphnia pulex (common water flea)
Lineage: Eukaryota; Metazoa; Arthropoda; Branchiopoda; Diplostraca; Daphniidae
Product: sulfotransferase 1B1-like
Exons: 7
Coding region: 211-1197 (328 amino acids)
Biological process (GO): sulfation
Cellular component (GO): cytoplasm
Molecular function (GO): sulfotransferase activity
Source: RefSeq, a predicted model, not a curated record